UGACGGUUUGUUUGAUCGUGAUAACUCUAUCGGCUCAGCUAUAAGCCAGUUUAAUCAGAGAGCUCAUAGCGCAGGGAGUGUGUCAAUGAUCGUUUGAAUAUGCAGUCUGCAUGACGGUGUUGUCGUUGAUACGGAGCGAUGCGGCGGCUGUACGUCGGUGGGUUGAGCCACUCAAUCACCCAGAAGGAUCUGAAGGAUCGAUUCGGAAAGUUUGGAGAUGUGCAGGACGUGGAGCUGCGGACCAGGAGGGACGAGGAGGGUGUUCCUUACAAAACCUUCAGCUACAUUAACAUCGACAUCUCAGAUGCUGACCUAAAGAAAUGUCUGACGGUGCUCAACAAAUCCAAAUGGAAAGGAGGAACUCUGCAGAUUGAAACAGCCAAGGAGAGUUUCUUACACAGACUGGCUGAGGAGCGGCAGGCGGCGGUGGAGCAGCGCCUCCAGCCGCCUGCAGCUGAGGACAACAGACAGAAGCUGCUGGACUCCCUGAGCAAAGCCGGCGUGGACAACUUCACCAUGAAGGCUGCGGUGCCGGGGACCGAAGUACCAGGACACAAGGACUGGGUUGUCAGUAAAUUCGGACGAGUCCUCCCCGUCAUGCAGCUCAGGAGUCAGAAAGGCAACAAAGCUCGAACCAUGAAGUACGACCCGUCCAAAUACAGCCACAACAUCCGCAAGCUGGACCGAAACGCCACAGACCAGUCCACACCUGUCACCCAGCUCACCUGGGAGGUACAGGGAGGGGAUGAUGACAUCAGCAAAAAGAGGCGGGGCGAGUUCCCUCCGUAUGAGCCACCAAGACCCAAGAGGAGUCGGAAAGAUGUGGUCAACUCCCAUAAUGCUGCGGGCAGAACCAGGUUUGAACAGACCGUUCCCUCUGUCAGUCACACUGAGUCUCAUCACUUCACCAACGGAUUUCAACUACCAACCAGCCACCGACCGGCUCAGAGGAAGUGGGCCCCGUUGACUGACGGCGAUGUUGAUUCAGACGAGGAAAUCCGCAGACUGGUGGCGGCUCAGGACACCUCCCAUGGUGCACUUUGUCAGGGAGUGGAGGAGGAUAACCUGGAAGUGGUUGGACUCGACUACUUGGUGAAGCCGGGACGUUCCCAGCAGAAAGGUGGGCCAGAUGAUGAAGACGAGGAUGACUAUGACUCAGCUGACACAGAUGAACUCUUUGCCUCCAGGAAACCUCCUCCUCCUCCUCCAUCACAGGAGAAACAGACUCUGCCCACUGCAGAGCACCUCUCAGGGAACAACACAGACAGGAAGAGAAAGACGAAAAAGAAAAGUAAAGCUGGAGUAGAAGAGGAGGAGAAGGAGGAGGAGGAGGGUGAUUCAGCAGAUGAUGAAGAUCACCUCUCCUGCAGGAAACCAGCACAGCAGAGAGGGGAUUCUGCUAAACAGAGUUCUCAGAAACAAGGAAGCAGCUCGGAGAAGCAGAGUAAGAGGAUGGCAGCCCUCCCUGUUGUAAAACCCGCUUUGUCAGAAUCAGAUAGUGAUGAAGAUGAUGAAGAUGAAGAUGAUGAGGAGUUAGAAUCAGCUGAUUCCUGUUCAGAUUCUGACUAUGAAGCCAUGUUUUCUAAUGUCACCUGUCUGGAGAUCUCCCUGGCUGAUCUACAAAGGCUAGCUGAAGAAUCCCAGCAGACCUCUGAAACUACACCUCCCAGCAUCCUCAGCGCCGGCCCCGAACAAGAAACUAACCAUAUAUCCAGCCCUGCGGAGCGGCCAGCGCCCAAGAAAGGCACCACGCCAGAGGAUAUCCUCGCCUCCAUCAUGGAGGACGACAGCAGCGAUGACGAACAGAAGAAGAAAAAGAAGAAAAGAAAAGGAGUCACGUCAGCACCGCUGCCUGCCUUCCAGGGAACAAAAACAUUGAGCGAGGGAUCAGAAACAAACGACUUCCAGAGGAGACACAAAGAGGAGGAGGAGGAGGAAGAGGAGGAGGAGGAGGAGGAAGGAGGUACUGUCAAAAAACAGAAGCUGGACUCUGAAGUUCCUCGAGUCGACCGCAAAACAGCUGACGGCAAAACCAGCAGGACUCUGAGCGAACAGAAACACGUAGAGGAGACGACGUCAGAGAGCGAGGAGGAAGAGGAGGAGGAAGAAGAGGAGGAAGAAGAGGAAGGGGAAGGAGAGGAAGACGUAGAAGAGGAGAAGAAGUUGGUUCCAAAUAAAGCUGAGACUAGUUCCUCCUCUAGCAGUGAUGAUGAUGAGGUGGAGGAAGAGGAGGAGAGGAUGAAGGCCAGUCUUACAGCCAAAGCUGCAGCAAAGGCUUCACCUUCAUCUUCCAGCUCCGCCUCUGAGGAAGACGAGGACGAGCAAGAGAUCAUCUCUGCUGAAGGUGUUGGGAAAAAGGCAACGCCCCCUGCUCCUCACAGUGAGGAGGAGGAGGAGGAAGAGGAAGAAGAAGAAGAGCGGGCUCCUUCCAGGGUGACUUUAGGAGCUGAGGAGGAAGAGGAGCUGCAGAGGAAGGCCAACGUCAGGAGACUAGCUGCCAUCCAGCAGAGACUCAAACAGGCUGAAGAACACAAGAAGCUCAUCCAGGGAGCUCUGUCCAACCUGGAUGCCCCGACACCAGGAGCAGGGAAGCACAUUGUCUUUGGCUCUGAUGAGGAGGAUGAUGAUGAUGAUGAUGAAGACAAGCGCCAGACAACCUCAGAGAUCACAAUGUCAAAGAAGACCCUGUUCCAGGACAGCCAAUCAGAGGACGAAGCCACAAGUGAUGAGGCAUCAGCCAAUGAGAACAAGACAAGAAAAGAGAAGAAGCCGUCGGGGCCUCAGCUGUUUGGCGGCAGUGAGGAUGAGGAGAAUGGCGACGAAGAGGAGGAUGGCGGGAGGUUUGACAUCAGGCCUCAGUUUGAAGGUCGAGCGGGUCAGAAGUUGAUGGUGCUGCAGUCUCGCUUCGGGACAGACGAGCGUUUCCGAAUGGACUCUCGUUUCCUGGAGGAGGACGAGGACAAAGGCGAAGAGUCAGAGAGGAAGAGGAGCGUGGCAGACGAAGAUGAGGCUCUGGAGGAGGAGAAGAAGAAGAACCUCUCCAUCUUGCAGAGCGUCCUCGGCAGCAGCCAACAAACCUGCAGCAGCAAGACUGCCAGCAAAGCCAAGACCUUCAGAGAUGUCUCGGCGCUGCAUUAUGACCCCAGCAGAGAAGAACAUGCUGCAUUUGAGACCAAAACAGAUGAAAUCAAGGAGAGCAAGUCAGCCAGAAGGAAAAAGAGGGAAGAGGCUCAGAAGCUUCCAGAGGUUUCUAAAGAGAUUUAUUUCGACGUGUCCGGUGACCUGAAGGCCGUGUUUGGUCAGACAAAAGAUGACGUCACUGGAGGAGAAGAGAAGACAAACUGGGACCAAGAGGAGGAGGAGGAGGUGGAGGAGGAGGAGGAGGAGGAGGAAGGAGGAGGGAAAGAUGAAGAGCCGACCCUGCUGUCAUCUCUCGUCCCGACUCAUCCCAGUGCAGAGAAUGAGGAGUCAUCUGGAUUUAAGUUUUCCUUCUUUGGAGAUGACACAGAAACAGGAAGUAAAGAGACAGCAGAGUACAAGGUGGAGAGCAUCCAGGCUCCAAAGGUGUCAUGGCAACAAGACCCACGUUUCCAUGACAGCUCAGAGGAGGAAGAGGAAGAGCAGGAGGAAGAUGAGGAGCAAAGCAACACUACUGCUAAAACCACAGAAGAGGAGACUUCUUCAAAGACCGAUCUCUUCUUCUUCUUUUACCCUGAAGACAGCAGAUUGACAGAGGGUCCCAGGUUGUUCUUUCGUUCAUCUCAGCUGGAGGAGCAGAGGGAGCAGUGGGAGGAAUGCAGGAGCACACUCAGACAGGAGUACCGCAAGAAACAUAAGGAUGCCAGGAGGAAACUGAAGUCCUCCCUGAAGAGCUGAGGAUUGUGGGACAUGAAGUCUGGGUUUCAGUUUGCACACCAUGGUCUGGACUUUACAGUUCAGGGCUGACAGGUUAUUUCUCCCACUUGAUGCUAUAUUAUGCACAGACUGAUUUGAACAAUCAGCGGGACGGAGACCAACCGGCAGCUGAAGACACAGACCUAAAGUGAAAGUUUGAGAUCAUCAGAAUAUCAGAUUCAUUUUUUAUUUUAGUAAAUCCUGAGAGGUAUUUUGUGGUCGAAGCUUCCUAUUGAAACAGAUGUAUGUGGUUUUUGUUGAUUGCCACAGAAGCAAAUGCUGCUAAUGAACUGAUGGACAAUCAGCAGCAGCAGCCAAUUAGGAAAUAAACAAAUAAACAAAAUGGUCAAAUGAACAGAGAAAUAAGUGCAUUGAUAAUAAAAAUUAAAUAUGAAAGGUUUUCUUGAUGCAUAGCCAUUUGUUUUUCUAUGUAUUUUGGCCAUUCUGUUUAUUCUUUGUUUUAAUUGGUCAGUUUUGGUCCUCCAUACGUCACUUCAUAUUUCCAGGCUGGAAACGGAGGGAUGUCAUCAGUUGUGAUCUGAUAACGACUUAUCUCAUUGUGGACUUUGGUCUUUGCCUCACAGUUUGUUUGAUGAGAAGCUUCAGUGUCACUUUGUGCUGUAAAAUAAAUGAAAUGAGAUUUUCA
Messenger RNA from Seriola aureovittata, 4540 nucleotides. It is a transcript of the gene nol8, whose product is annotated as nucleolar protein 8. The record is from RefSeq and is a predicted model, not a curated record. Lineage: Eukaryota; Metazoa; Chordata; Actinopteri; Carangiformes; Carangidae. Gene Ontology annotation, molecular function: RNA binding.